Messenger RNA from Helobdella robusta, 1032 nucleotides. RefSeq lists its product as hypothetical. Bases 1 to 1032 code for a protein of 343 amino acids. NCBI's taxonomy places the organism in Eukaryota, Metazoa, Annelida, Clitellata, Rhynchobdellida, Glossiphoniidae. The record is from RefSeq and is a predicted model, not a curated record. The transcript has a single exon.
AUGAAUAACGAUUAUUUUCAUGAGCGUAGUCGUAGUGAACCUGUUUUAGAAGAAAAUGGAUAUGCUUUCAAUGAUCGAAGCUAUAAAAGUAACAAAAGUUUUGUGGAAAAAUUUAAAAACUUCAUUAGCUUCUCUACAAAAUCUUCUAAAUACAAAAGAAAUGAAACUAAACAAUUACAACCUUUAAAUGGAGACGAUUACAGAUCGAGCCAGUCAACAUUAAACAAAUCCUUUAAAAACGACGGUGCUAAAUUAAAAAAAUUAGAGUGGAAAAUUAUUCCAAUAACAAAAAUUGCCCUUAAAAAAUCUGAAAAAGAUAAAAUUCCCCUUAAAAUGGAAGCGAAACCGCCUCUGCCAAAUUCUCGUCGUCAUCAAAUUCAUAACAAUGACUUGCCGCUCAAUCCAAAUGGUUACCUUCAUAAUAUAAAGAGUUGCGAUAAUAACAAUGUUAACGACGACAAAUAUUCUAAACCUAAGUUUAAUUCAUGGCAGUCAACUUCUGUAGGUACAGAUAAUAAUUCUUUAUUGGAAGGCUUCAAAAAUAUUGCAAGUCAGAACGUUGGAACCAUUGGAAACGGUCACGAGAAAUUGAUUCCCAUGUACAAAAGUUUUGUAAUCACGGCCACACCACUGCAUGUAACGUCGCAUCGUAACAACAUCUACCAAACCUUUGGCAACAACAACAACAACAUAUUUCAAACACCUCGAAAUCACAUCCUUGUAGAAGAUUGGGAUGAAGACCAAACGACGUUAAACUUUGGGAUUUCAAAUAUUUUCAGGAACAAAAUAAACAUGAAAAAUUUUAAAAGUGUAAGAAAGCAUAACAUGAUUUUCGAUCGUUCAACUAAAAUAAAACAAGACAAACUAAAACGCCAGCAAGAAAACAGCGUGAGAAGGAGACUGUUUGAAGAUGCAACGAACUUCAAUACUUUGAAAAUUGACAACGAUGGCUAUGAUGUAUCAUUAGGAAUAAAACCUCUGUGCGACGUCGAUAUUAACAUUUUGUCAAACAAUUUUUCUGAAUAUAUAUAA